UUUGCGUCCUUCCGGUUCUGUGGUGGAAGUAGGACUGCGUCUCGUCCUCCUGGAAAAGGUGCUCAGCGACGACCAAGGUGCCGGGUGUGAAGAAGAGCGGGAGCGUGGAGACUCGGAGCCCGAGAACGCGUUUCCAUUGGUGACAUCUUGGCGGGCCCGUCGGUGGCACUUCCUCCUUUACACCCCGUGACCCACGUCCGGCUCGCCGCCCUCCCAGUCACGCGGCCUCUGCCUCCGGGACGCAACCCCGCGCGCCGGCCUUCCGGACUCCGGACCCGUCGUGGUUAAUAACAGGAGAUGCACCUGGACUUGCCCCGGAGCCCUCUGCAUUUUUAAACGUCGGGUGGAAUUGGGGUCCUUUGGCUGUAACCCGUGUUCACUUGAUGAAAAUAGAAAUCCGCUCUGCUCCGUUCAGCGGAUAAUUCGUAUCUACCAGGAGUGUCUCGGACUGUUGGCACCCCCCCCCCUUGUUCUUUAAGCCACCAAGGCAGCAGCUGACUUGUUUGAAGUCUGCCCUGUUAAGUGUCCAUGAUGCUGGGCCCCGAGGGAGGUGAAGGCUUUGUGGUCAAGCUCCGUGGCCUGCCCUGGUCCUGCUCUAUUGAGGAUGUGCAGAAUUUCCUCUCCGGCUGCAUAAUUCAUGGUGGGGCCGCAGGCAUCCAUUUCAUCUACACUAGAGAAGGCAGGCAGAGUGGUGAGGCUUUCGUUGAACUUGAAUCAGAAGAUGAUGUGAAAAUGGCCCUUAAAAAAGACCGGGAAAGCAUGGGACACCGGUACAUUGAGGUGUUCAAGUCCCACAGAACCGAGAUGGAUUGGGUGUUGAAGCACAGCGGCCCAAACAGUGCUGACACCGCCAACGAUGGCUUUGUGCGGCUUCGAGGACUCCCAUUUGGAUGCACCAAGGAGGAGAUUAUUCAGUUCUUCUCGGGGUUGGAAAUUGUGCCAAACGGGAUCACCUUGCCUGUGGACCCUGAGGGCAAGAUUACAGGGGAAGCCUUUGUGCAGUUUGCCUCCCAGGAGUUAGCUGAGAAGGCUCUAGGGAAGCACAAGGAGAGAAUAGGCCACAGGUAUAUCGAAGUGUUCAAGAGCAGUCAGGAAGAAGUUAGGUCAUACUCGGAUCCUCCUCUGAAGUUCAUGUCUGUACAGCGUCCGGGGCCCUAUGACCGUCCUGGCACAGCCAGGAGGUAUAUUGGCAUUGUCAAGCAGGCAGGCCUGGAGAGGAUGAGGUCCGGUGCUUACAGUGCAGGCUACGGGGGCUAUGAGGAGUACAGUGGCCUCGGCGACGGCUACGGCUUCACCACCGACCUGUUUGGAAGAGACCUCAGUUACUGUCUCUCAGGGAUGUAUGACCACAGAUAUGGAGAUGGUGAGUUCACUGUCCAGAGCACCACUGGACACUGCGUCCACAUGAGGGGGCUGCCAUACAAAGCCACAGAAAAUGACAUUUACAACUUCUUCUCUCCACUCAACCCUGUGAGAGUCCAUAUUGAGAUUGGCCCGGACGGAAGAGUGACAGGUGAAGCUGAUGUUGAGUUUGCCACUCACGAAGAAGCUGUGGCAGCUAUGUCCAAAGACAGGGCCAACAUGCAACACAGAUACAUAGAACUUUUCUUGAAUUCCACAACAGCAGCUAGCAAUGGGGCAUAUAGCAGCCAGAUGAUUCAAGGCAUGGGGGUGUCGGCCCAGUCCACUGCCCAGUACAGUGGCCUCGAGAGCCAGUCUGUGAGUGGCUGUUAUGGGGCUGGCUACAGUGGCCAGAACAACAUGGCUGGAUAUGACUAGUUUUGUAGGAGCAUUUGAGUUGUUGCAAAUUUUCACAGGCAGCCAACAAGCAGUGAAAAGCAGUUAGAAGCUGUGGGACCCAUUUUGCACCACGAGUUUGUGAAAUCUGGAUUAAAAUAUUACCUCUUCAGUGUUUUCUCAUGCAAACUUUCUUCUAGCAUGUGAUAUGGAGUAAACUAAAACUAUUUUCAGCUUUUCUCAAUAUUUUGGUAGUGUACUUCAGAGUGAUGUUAUCUGAGUUAAAAUAGUUUUAAGUAUAUCAAACGUAGAUCUUUUACACCACAUCACCGUGAACACUGGGGAGAUGUGCUUUUUGGAAAACUCAAGGUGCUAGAUCCCUAAUUCAAAGAGGAACAUUUCUCAUGUUUGUUCAUUCUAUUUUAUUUUCAUUUAAAAUCUUUUAGGCUAAGUUUAAGCUUUUUAAAAGUUAGUUUUGAAAAUUGAGACACAUUACUAAUACUGUAGGAUUGGUGAGGCCUUGACUUAACUUUCUUUGUAAACUGUGAUUUCUUUUUGGGUGUAUUUUGCUAAGUGAAAUUUGUUAAAUUUUUUGUUAACUAAAUUUUUUUCUUAAAAUAAAGACUUUUUCACAA
Rhinolophus ferrumequinum (greater horseshoe bat) is the source of this 2372-nucleotide messenger RNA. RefSeq names its product heterogeneous nuclear ribonucleoprotein F (gene HNRNPF). The coding region runs from base 529 to 1779 and encodes 416 amino acids. Gene Ontology annotation, molecular function: RNA binding. Gene Ontology annotation, cellular component: ribonucleoprotein complex; nucleoplasm. The record is from RefSeq and is a predicted model, not a curated record. The transcript has 6 exons. Lineage: Eukaryota; Metazoa; Chordata; Mammalia; Chiroptera; Rhinolophidae. Gene Ontology annotation, biological process: regulation of RNA splicing.